Molecule: messenger RNA, 2496 nt
Organism: Oppia nitens
Lineage: Eukaryota; Metazoa; Arthropoda; Arachnida; Sarcoptiformes; Oppiidae
Exons: 4
Coding region: 110-2392 (760 amino acids)
Source: RefSeq, a predicted model, not a curated record
AUUAAAUAUUUACAAACUUCAUCAACAAUAAAAAUAUUUCAUUUAACAAAAUAGUCUUGAAAACAACAAUAACUAAACUUUUUUUUGGCACAUCUUUAAUAUACAAACUAUGAGACUACUUAUUAUUUUAACCGCACUUAUUGUGCACACAUUAGCCGCUACUAUCGGUAACGAUAAAAGCGGCGACACUUUGAUCAGCAAAUCGGAUAAACAAAAGGCCGAUGAAAUAGAGGCCAUACCGACGUCUUAUGAUUUUAAAUACUCUACGGGUAGUGAAGGACCGGCACAAUUAUUCCGUGAAGAGCACAGGGAUCACGACGGCAGUGUACGCGGCAAAUAUGGUUAUGUCGAUCCUAACGGCAAAUUGAGAGUCGUUGAAUACCGUGCGGGUGCUAAUGGUUAUACAGUGACCGGCGAUAUUGGACCCGAUAAGGCCACACAAUCGGCCGCACAGUAUGAACAACGCAACGAUCCGUCUGUACGGACACAGGCAGAUGUAUGGAAUCGAGUUCAGGGAUCAUCAGGUGGUAGUGGUGUCGGCUCAUCAUUAGGUUCGGGUGGUUGGAGUGGUGUCGAUCCGCUAUGGAAUGUGAGUCCACAACAAUCACCGCAACAACAACAACAACAACCGCUGGCCACUAAACAUCAAUUUCAGUCACCGGCAGUUUCGGGAACAGGAGAUAAGCUGUGGGAUGAUAAGACACAGAGCGCAUGGGAUACUAGUUCUGGUAAUAAUUGGCGAUCAGAUGACAGAUCUGAUGGUGACAGUGGUCGUAGUGGUGGAGUAAGAAGUCCAGUGGAUUGGAAUACUUGGAGUUCCGGACAAAAUUCAUGGACUAAACAACAACAAAUCGGUAGUACUUCAGGCAAUGGUCAGAGCUGGACAUCGCGGGUACAACACGAUUGGCCAAACAGUCCGACAUCAACGCAACCACAACAGUCUGCCGGUGCACAAUGGGGUCAACAAUCAAAUCAAUUGCCACCACAGUCGACACCAGUGACCAGCAAAUGGACACCACCGUCAUCACCGACUCAGGGAUCCAGUACUGGUCAAUGGUUGCAACAACCAAGUAGUGGAGGACAAUGGGGUCAAUUCGGUGAUAAUAAUGCAGUUUCUGGAGACCAGGGAUCAACCGUUGAUACCGGUAUACAUCAGCAGUCACCGAAACUGCCAGCCACUCAACGAGAUGUUACUGAAUUGAGACAAAAGUGGACAGGUAUACCACCGCCAGGCAAAUGGCAGGACCCGAUAACACCCGGAUCACAGCCAACAUGGAAUUCACCCAUAAGUAGUACUGGAAAUAUAGCUCCACAACAACAGCAACAACAAUGGGGACAACAAUCUACUAGUGCUCAAUGGCAACCAUCACCGUCGGCAGGUUUACCGCAAAAUUCAAUUGCAGAUCAAUGGGCUCAGAGAGCACAACAGCAGCAACAACCAGAUUAUAGCGGUGUUCAAUGGACUCCACAACAGAAUCCCGGAUCAAUUGCUGAUCAAUGGACUCAACGACAGUCUAAUCAACGACAUCAAUGGGGACAGACAGGUCAACAACAGUGGGGUCAGAGAGAUCAACCUCAAUUGGGACAGACAAGUCGACCACAAUGGGGACAGACAAGUCAGCCACAGUUGGGACAAUCAGGUCAGUCACAGUGGGGACAGUCAGGUCAACCACAGUUGGGACAGUCAGGUCAACCACAGUUGGGACAGUCAGGUCAACCACAGUUGGGACAGUUAGGUCAGACACAAUGGGGACUGUCAGGUCAACCACAGUGGGGACAGUCAGGUCAACCACAGUGGGGACAGUCAGGUCAACCACAGUUGGGACAGACAGGUAAUCCACAGUGGGGACAAUCAGGUCAGCAAAAGUGGGGAGAGACAGGCCAACAACAACCUCAAACACAGUGGACACAAACAUCAAUUUUAGGUUCAAAUUUUACCGAAAAAUCACCGAAACAGGACAGUUGGUUGAAUACUGCUCAGAAUGCAAACGCUCAACAAUCACAACCACAGCCACAAUGGCCACAAUCUCCGGCCAAAACUGCCAGAUUAGCUGACUUGGCCCAGUCUGGACCAACAUCACUGCCUGAUCAACAACAAUCACCGCCAAAGCCACUACCAGUGCCAUACCAGCCGUCAUCGGCUAUCGGUUUGCCUCAACCGUCAGCUCAACAAUGGUCUCAACCAAUCGGCACUAAUGUUCCGUCCGGACAGGGAUUUAGCUCAGCGUCAUUGUCGCCACCGUCGGCACAGCGCCAACAAUCACAACAACAAUGGCCUACAAGUGGACAGUCAGGUUCCGACAUGUUUGGUGGGGCACCGUUUGUUCAAUUCAUGAUUGAACAUACCAUUGAUCCCAACCAACCGCCCCUCAAAUAUCAAUAUUCUUAUUAAACAAAAAAUAAAUAAUCAGUUAUAGUAAUACAUUAUAGUAAUAGUUGACCGAAAACUAAACAUUUCUAUCUAAAAAUAAUUAGUUAUAUAAUAUCUAAAAAUAA